AUGCUCAUUGGUGGGCGGAUCAUCCAGGGCAUCGGCGGCGGCGGACUUCUGGCCCUUGUCAACAUCUGCUUCGCUGAUUUGUUCAGUCUCCGUGACAGGCCUAAGAAUUAUGGAAUCUUCGGCAUGGUUUGGGCUGUUGCUGGAGGGGUUGGGCCCAUUAUUAGAGGGGCGUUCACCGAAAAGCUGAUCUGGAGAUGGUGUUUCUACGUCAAUCUCCCGCUGGACGGCGUGUCCCUGAUACUGCUGGCCUGUUUACUCAAAUUGGAUACUCCGAAAACCAAGCUCUGGGACGGCAUGAAAGCCAUCGAUUGGUUAGAUCUGGCUCUAAUCAUUGGUGCGGUGAUCAUGUUCCUCCUUGGGAUUGAAUCUGGAGGCAAUUCCUACCCUUGGAAUUCCGCCUAUACGCUGUGCUGGAUCACUUUCGGAGUGCUUGCCUUCGUGCUUUUCCUCCCGAAUGAGGCUGAACUAGCAAAAUAUCCGACUAUUUCUCUUGGUCUAUUUAAGAUACAAUCGAACCUUGGAGCAUACGGCGUAAUCCUCAUUAACGGAAUCGUGUUUAUCUCAGCCAGUUAUUACCUCCCGCUCUAUUUUCAGACUGUACUAGGUACAUCCUCUUUGAUGAGUGGUGUUUAUUUACUCCCGUUCGUCCUCAGCCUCUCACUGGCUACAAUAAUCGGUGGUGGACUUAUCAAAAAGAUUGGGCGAUUUAGAGAGCCAAUCUGGUUGAGUGUCACAUUAGUGACUUUGGGUUAUGGCCUGUUGAUUAAACUUGGCUCGGCCAAAAGCUGGCCAAGGAUUAUCAUAUAUCAGAUGAUAGUCGGCUUCGGGAGUGGCCUCAACAUCCAGAGCCCGCUUAUUACAUUACAAAAUCAUACGAAGCGACACGACGUUGCCAUCGCCACUUCCACCUAUGGAUUUAUCCGGACGCUGACCACAGGGUUUCCAUUGUCAUCGGUGGGACUAUUUCACAAAGUGAGCUUCUUAAGAAGAGAAGUACACUGGAGCAGAGUCUUGAGCCUGAGCUCGUGGCUCAAAUACUGGGCUCUGGGUUCGGAACCAAUGUCUAUUUUAUUCAACAGCUGCUGUCGAGCCAAUGAGCAGCUGUAA
This is a messenger RNA of Exophiala aquamarina CBS 119918, 1107 nucleotides long. RefSeq lists its product as uncharacterized. Gene Ontology annotation, molecular function: transmembrane transporter activity. Bases 1 to 1107 code for a protein of 368 amino acids. Gene Ontology annotation, biological process: transmembrane transport. The record is from RefSeq and is a predicted model, not a curated record. The transcript is spliced from 2 exons. NCBI's taxonomy places the organism in Eukaryota, Fungi, Ascomycota, Eurotiomycetes, Chaetothyriales, Herpotrichiellaceae.